AUGGCGUACCACCCUGAGUUUAAGAGGGCCGGGAAGAAGCCUGGCCUCCAGGUGUGGAGAGUUGAGAGUCUGGACCUGGUGGCCGUGCCAGAGAGUCUGCAUGGCGGGUUCUACUCAGGGGACGCAUACCUUGUUCUCAAUACCAUCAAGCAACGUUCUGGGCAUCUACAGUAUGACCUUCACUUCUGGCAAGGUAUAACUUGAUCUGAUCAGAAUUACUUUAUUUCUUGAAAUGUUGUACAGUGUUUGUACAUGUCAGUCCAGUGAUGUGUGUUCAUGCACUUUUAAAAUUGAAAUCCAUUCCAUUAUUUGUGAAAAUAAUGUUUGAAAUGUGACCAAUCAUUAUUUCUCUGGUCCUACAGGAGAUGACUGUACACAAGAUGAGAGUGGAGCAGCAGCCAUUUUUACCAUUCAAAUGGAUGACUACCUGGGUGGCAAACCUAUUCAGUACCAUGAGGUGCAGGGUUAUGAGUCAAGAACAUUUUCAGGCUACUUCAAAACUGGACUGAAGUACAUGGUAAUGUUCAAAGACGUGUAAAAAGAAACAAAGGAAGUCGCACAGUCUACAUAUGCUCCCAACAAUUUAAUGUGUAAGCCAACGUUUUGGCCCACAGUCUCUUCUUCAGUGUUCACAGUACCUUCUACUCAAGAAGGAACUGUGUGCUGGGUAGAAGGUAUUGUGGGCCAAAACGUUGGUUUACCUGUUAAAUUGUUGGGAGCAUACUGUAUGUAUAGAGUAUGCGAUAAUUUAUUUAUUUUGACACAGUUUACUAUUCCGUUAGUCAGCACCUCCACCAACAUGUUGGGGUGUGCGUCAGCUCAUGCUUUUUACUGGAAUGUUGAAAGACAUUCAAUACGUUUGUUAUAUGUAUUUACUUAUCUCAAGAACUCCUCCACUUAUCUUAUUGAUUAUCUUCCCAAUCUUUACCUUAGAAAGGGGGUGUGGCUUCAGGGUUCAAGCAUGUGGUGUCCAAUGAGGUGAAGGUGCAGCGUGUGCUCCAGGUCAGGGGUCGGCAUGUGGUUCGAGCCACAGAGGUAGCAGUCAGUUGGGACAGCUUCAACCAGGGAGACAUCUUUAUCCUCGACCUGGGCAAAGUAAGUUCACUGAAAUCUAUAACAGAGUUUCUACAGCAAUCUAUUUAUCUAUAUUACUGAUUUAAUUUAGUGGAAUUGUCUUUGUACACUGUAGGCUAAGACUGUAUAGUAAUUGCCCAUGUUGUUAGCAAACUGUUAUUGUAAGCAAUCUACUUUGAAACCAAUAUUGUUUUGGUCAUGAAUAAUUUAAAAGCUCAUUUGUAUACGUUGAGCUAUACUUUAACAUAGUCAACAGGCAGAGGAGUUAGAGUUCCAGUACUACACUUGGUCCACUGUACUGAUAAUCUUCACUCGUCGUAUUACAGGAGAUUUAUCAAUGGUGUGGUUCCAAGGCCAAUCACUUUGAGAAGCUGAAGGCCACUCAGGUGUCAAAGGAUAUCCGUGACAACGAGCGAUGUGGACGGGCUGAGUUGUACAUAUGUGACGAGGGGGCAGAACGUGAGAAGAUGCUGGAGGUGAGUCUUUCACUGAGGAGUAAGGGAAUGGAAACAAUGGUUCAUUUCUAUACACUUCAAGUCAUGCAACUGUUUAUAUGCUCCCAAUAAACAUCUAUAGUUAGUUACCUUUUAACAUAUUGGUGAUCAUUCGCUGUGAGAUGCCUGACUCUCGUUGUCUCGUUCCAGAUUCUUGGACCCAAACCCGAUUUGCCUGAGGCAAAUACAGAUGACACAAAUACAGACGUGUCCAAUAGGAAGCUGGCGAAAUUAUACAAGGUCAGAUCAAUUUUCGAAAUAAACAAUUUAAUCAUUAACUAUUAUGUAAUAAGCAGUUUUUGAGCAGACCUUCAAAUACAAAUAUUAAAUUGAAAUGUUUUCCCCAAAGGUAUCUAAUGCCAGUGGGGAUAUGGGCAUGGAUAUGGUAGCAUCAGAGAACCCGUUUUCACAGAAUGCCCUGGAGUCAAAUGACUGCUUUAUCCUGGACAAUGGCCCCAAUGGCAUGAUCUUUGUCUGGAAAGGUAUUGGUUUCUUUGUAGCGGCUGGUCUGACUUCUUUUGACUGUAAAACCCCAAGCUUUAAUCUUCCUUUAGAUUAGACACUACUUUUCAAUACUGUUGUGCCUGGAAGUAAUCACUCACUUAGUUCUUCUGCCUUUGCAGUUUAAUCAUGAGUUUAUUUUGAAUAAAAACAGGUAAGGCUGCUAACAAAGAGGAGAGAAGUGCGGUGAUGAGUGCUGCCGAACAGUUUAUCACAAAGAUGGGCUACCCGAAGCACACCCAGGUCCAGAUCCUACCUGAGAAUGGGGAGACCCCUCUGUUCAAGCAGUUCUUCAAAAUCUGGCGUGACGCGGACCAUACAGUGGGGUUGGGAACAGCCUACGUGUCCAACAAAAUCGCCAAGAUCAAGAAGGUGCCCUUCGAUGCCUCCACUCUCCAUCACUCGGACGCCAUGGCGGCUCAGCAUGGGAUGGUGGACGAGGGGAAUGGAGAGAAGCAGGUGAGGAAAAUGUUUUUUUGGGGGGAUACUGGGGUUUUCUGAGUAAACACCAUAUGUGGUAGAUGGUAGUUACCCUUAAAUAUUAUGUGUCAAGGUUUAGGGUAGUCAUGUGUCCUCAGUAAAGGGAUACAUACAGCCCCUAAGGGUUACGACUGCGGGGCCUGCACACCCACAAAAAAGGUGUCACAAUCUCAGAAACAAGCCUUUGAGAAAAGAGCUGCAAGGGGUGUUACCUUUUUCCAUUCAUGGACCCUUUUCCAUUAAUGGACUACUACUAGUAAGAGCUGUAUUUACCUGUUAACCUUCGUAGAUCUGGCGUAUUGAGGGAGCUGACAAGGUGCCUGUGGAGCCCUCCACCUAUGGACGAUUCUAUGGAGGAGACAGCUACAUCAUCCUCUACAACUACCAGCAUGGAGGCCGUAACGGACAGGUCAUCUACAUGUGGUAAAGACCAUGGAGAUUAUCCUUCUGUAAGCGACCGCAGGAAGCUUUACUAUGUGUUAUUACACAGUCUUACAGCAAAAACUGCUAUCGCCCCUGUAUCGGUACAGUCGGCUUCAUCAUUUAUGAGCACCAGGGCUUUUGCUACAUACUGUAUUAGACACAUCUGAACCAACUAUAUACUGUAUGACAUAACAUAAGCACAACUGUAUGUGAAUAGCACUUGAAUAGUACUAUUUUCCACAGGCAAGGAGUGGAUUCUAGCCAGGAUGAAAUUGGAGCCUCUGCCAUCUUGGCUGCUCAGCUGGAUGACGAGUUGGGAGGAGGGGCAGUACAGGUGACUGGAUCGUUUUGAUUUAUCGCAGUCUGGCCCGGAUUAUACGGUCCAGAUAAUGUUUAAUCAAGAUGCUCUGGAUUACAGAAUUGAACAAUAUUAGUCAGUUUUUUUGUCUGCAGAUGCUGGAUCUAUAUGAAUACCUUUCCAUGGUCAUGGUUAUCAACAGGGUCAGAGCUUUGGUCUGUAAAAUGAAAUGAGGGAAGGUUAGGUUUAAAGCCAGGUAUAUGACACUAUGAUUUUCGAUCUGUCUGUUUCUACCGUGUUGAAGGUGCGGGUGAUCCAGGGUAAGGAGCCCGCCCACCUCAUGAGUCUUUUCGGGGGGAAGCCGAUGGUAGUGCACCAGGGUGGUACCUCCAGAGAGGGUGGCCAGGCCCACGCUGCAGACACACAGCUGUUCCAGGUGCGGUCCAAUGCUGCUGGCUGCACACGCGCCAUAGAGGUGAGUAACAGGAGAUGGAAGGUGAGGUGGGAAGAGCUCAAUAAAGGAAGCAAACAAGCCGAAACAGGGAAGGACUAACCUGAACUUGUCCAAUAAGAAAGGCUUGUUAGUUCAUUACAAAAUGUCUUUGCUACGGUGUACACUAAUAUACCCCAGUAGAUAGAGUGGAGUAGCCAGCCCUUAUGAUGUAUGGUCGGUUUGUUGGUGAAGCUGACUACAGUCCGUUUGCUACUGCAGAACUGUAGUUAGUACCUCCAGUGUACAGUAUUUUUCACUGCCUCCUCUCUUCCUCUCUCCACUCAAGGUUGAUGCUGCUGCCUCAAAUCUGAACUCCAACGAUGCCUUUGUGCUGGUGACCCCGGCAUCCUCCUUCAUAUGGGUGGGAAAGGGGACAAGUGACAGUGAGAAGCAUGGAGCUCAAAAGCUAAGUGACCUUCUAGGGGUCUCGGCCUCAGAGCUGGAUGAAGGUGAAGAAGCAGGUACAUAGGGAAAUCCUGUCAGCAGUCAAAUUCACUAGGAAAUGGUGUUUAGCCAUUAGCCACAGAAUGUUACUUAUGAGGAUACAAGACAAAGCUUAUUCAUCCGCUCCAUAUUCUUCCAGAUCCACAAUUGUAUGUAUGUGUUUGUGUGUCAAGAUGACUUUUGGGAUGCUCUGGGAGGUAAAGCGGACUACCAUACCUCAGCCAGACUGAAAAACAAAAUGGACGUUCAUCCACCACGCCUGUUUGCCUGCUCCAACAAAACUGGCCAGUUCAUUGUGAGUCUGCCCUUCUUUUAUAACUAUAGUAUAGCAUUUUCCAGCUUACUUUGCUGCAUUCCUGUUUACAUUAUUUGAAUAUCCAUUUGGACAAAUUCAGUUUCCUCUGCUAAUGAAAUAGCCUUUGAUCCACAUUUUUUUACGUAACAGUGUGUGAAACCAUUUCCUUGUCCUCCGGAAUGUGCACUGACCUGGCCCGUUGUCAAAAUGCCACAAUACUAUUUCCACAGAUUGAAGAGGUGCCUGGGGAGAUGACACAAGAAGACCUGGCCCCAGAUGAUGUCAUGCUCUUGGACACCUGGGAACAGGUGACUAGUAGAGGGAUUGUCAAGGUGCAACCAGAGCCACGUUCAGUAGCCGAACGUUGUAGAAAUGCCAUGAAUAGAGCCAACGCGAUUCUUUAUUCCACAUGUCAGAGGGGCAUGUUUGUUCUGCAUAGCAUAUUUCGAUCUGAACGUUCUAUCCUACUGAAAGUGCCUCAUGUUUUUUGCGAAUAAUGCACACCUGUUGAUUCGCUAAACAUUUUCCGUAUACCCUUCAGAUCUUUGUUUGGAUCGGUGAUGAAGCUCAUGAGGAGGAGAAGACCGAGGGUAUGGCCUCAGGUAAGCAAUGGUGGUUAUAAAACAAGAUCACAUAAUUACCUGAUAAAAGUGCCGCAGGGAACUUAAAUGUGCCGUUUCAUGAAAUGAACUGUUCUUUCUCUCCUCUUGCCUACUGCCUGUUCUGUGGUCAGCUGUUCGUUACAUAGAGACAGACCCUACCAAGCGGGACAGCAGUACGCCCAUAGUGAAGUUAAAGCAAGGGCAUGAGCCUCCCACGUUCACUGGCUGGUUCUUGGGCUGGGACCAUGGGUACUGGAGCAGUGAUCCCCUUGAACGGGCCAUGGCUGGUCUGUGUGUCUGAACCCCUCCAGGGUGAGGGUUCCCCUAGGGGCAACUUCACCCAAAGCUUCUACUUGACUCAUUUGUGCAACUAACUAGGUAUCCCCUUUCAACUGUUAGACUGGGUACCAAUUUGUGAUGGAUAAUAUACUCUCUUGACGCUGUUUUGAUCUUAGGGUUUUCUUGGAGAGAGAAAAUCUUCAUGUAAUCCACACUACACAGUUUAGUUAUUUCCUUUCCUUCUACGCUAAUACUGUUAGCCCAUGUAUCUUUAGCAGUACGUUACUACAUCUGUAAUAAAUGGGACAAGGAUUUCUUCACUUCUGUAGCAUGCCGGGUUCAGAUAUUCCUGUUUCUUGUGCAGACUGGGUUUCCAUCACGACUCAAAGGGUAUGUCAUGUCCAUCAAACAUGCUGACAGUGGACGGAAACAGAAAAACAUCAACAAAGCACAACUGGAAGCAGUCAAAUAUAUUCACAAAACUAAAUAACAUGUAUGACGCUCUACACCAGUUGUCAGCUCUUUUAAUAGCAGUCAAUA
This is a messenger RNA of Coregonus sp. 'balchen', 5923 nucleotides long. Lineage: Eukaryota; Metazoa; Chordata; Actinopteri; Salmoniformes; Salmonidae. The record is from the annotation of a GenBank genome assembly.